Sus scrofa (pig) is the source of this 1587-nucleotide messenger RNA. RefSeq names its product gap junction protein alpha 4 (gene GJA4). The record is from RefSeq and is marked provisional. Lineage: Eukaryota; Metazoa; Chordata; Mammalia; Artiodactyla; Suidae. Gene Ontology annotation, cellular component: connexin complex. Gene Ontology annotation, biological process: cell-cell signaling. Gene Ontology annotation, molecular function: gap junction channel activity.
GUGUGUCCGCACCGCCACCUGGGCCGCGGAGCAGGCAGGCAGGAGACAGAGGCCCAGGAGCCAUGGGCGACUGGGGCUUCCUUGAGAAGCUGCUGGACCAGGUCCAGGAGCACUCGACCGUGGUGGGCAAGAUCUGGCUGACGGUCCUGUUCAUCUUCCGCAUCCUCAUCCUGGGCCUGGCGGGCGAGUCGGUGUGGGGCGAUGAGCAGUCGGACUUCGAGUGUAACACUGCCCAGCCAGGCUGCACCAACGUGUGCUACGACCAGGCCUUCCCCAUCUCCCACAUCCGCUACUGGGUGCUGCAGUUCCUCUUCGUCAGCACGCCCACCCUGGUCUACCUGGGCCACGUCAUUUACCUGUCUCGGCGCGAGGAGCGGCUGCGGCAGAAGGAAGGGGAGCUGCGGGCGCUGCCAGCCAAGGACCCACGCGUGGAACGGGCGCUGGCAGCCAUAGAGCGACAGAUGGCCAAGAUCUCAGUGGCCGAGGAUGGUCACCUGCGAAUCCGAGGGGCCCUGAUGGGCACCUAUGUGGCCAGCGUGCUCUGCAAGAGUGUGCUAGAGGCAGGCUUCCUGUAUGGCCAGUGGCGUCUCUAUGGCUGGACCAUGGAGCCCGUGUUUGUGUGCCAGCGCUCACCCUGUCCCUACCUCGUAGACUGCUUCGUCUCACGCCCCACAGAGAAGACCAUUUUCAUCAUCUUCAUGCUGGUGGUCGGACUCAUCUCCCUGGUGCUCAACCUGCUGGAGCUGGCGUACCUGCUGUGCCGCUGCCUCAGCCGGGGCAUCAGGGCCCGGAGGGACCAGGACACACCCCCCGCCCAGGGCACCUCCUCGGAGCCUUACGCUGACCAGGUCUUCUUCUACCUCCCCAUGGGCGAGGGCCCCUCAUCCCCGCCGUGCCCCACCUACAACGGGCUCUCGUCCAGUGAGCAGAACUGGGCCAACCUGACUACGGAGGAGAGGCUGGCAUCUUCCAGACCCCCCCUCUUCCUGGACCCACCCCCCCAGAGUGGCCGGAAACCCCCCAGUCGCCCCAGCAGCUCUGCUUCCAAGAAACAGUACGUGUAAGGGCCUGGGGUUAUGUCACCCCGCGGUGGGCCCGGGGACGUCUUGCUGCCUUUGAUGUCCCCUCCUUGAAGGCUCUGCAGAGGUGAACUGGGGCUAGGGGAAGCAGCUGCGUACUGGGCAUAGGGCCUCGCUGCAUGUUGUUCCUGAACACCUGGGGUCUUCCAGGUGACCAGAGAGCACCACAGCUUCCCCUCCAGAACGCGGCCUGCCCCGGGCACAGACAGAGCCAGCGUGGGGUGCUCUUGGCCAUGGGUGUUUGAACCUUUUGGUCUCUUUCACCUGGUUUAGAGGGACUUGGAGACAAUUUACCCCACCCCCACGGAAGAGUCACCUUUGCCCAGUUGUCCACACACCCUGUUCUCCUAGGAAAAGGCUGGUCGAGGCUGCUGGGUCGGCCUUGACCAUAUACACAGACAGAGCCUGUGCUGGAUCUGGCCCUGUCAAGGGGACCAGGGUCUUGUUCUCAUCACUCCUUCCUAGUUCCACUGUUUAUCCUUCUAAAAUAAACAGGACUUGAUCACAA